AAACUCAUGCAUAACAUACAGUGUAAAAUACCAAUACGCUAAACUCAAAAAACCCCUUCAUUUUCAUAAGCCAAAGCCCACAGGGCACUAGAAUGUUGUGAACUACUUUGUUUCAACAAAAGACAUGGAAACCAAGCACUGAUUAUGCGAAUUUCAUAGUUUUGGACCAAAUUAGGAAUACCCAUAAAGGAAAAAAAUGAUCUUGCUGACUCAACAAGCAUACCCACUUUUCAUCUCUUCUUCUACCUACAAGUCCAACCCUCCAUUGUAUCACCAUGUUCAACUUCAUGUUGGUUUUGGUGUGCUUAACCCAUUUUCCCAAAUGUCCAUUUAUGAAGGAAGGUCUUGGAGGAGGGGGAGGAAGUGGAGUAGGUGUUUCUCUUUUUCAUCUGCAACACCACAGGCUCCAUUGCCACCUGACCCAGAUAAGGAAAAUGGGCAAGUUGAGGAAGAGAGUGAUGGUGUAAUUGCUGCACAGGGUAAGAGUCCUGAUCUGCAGAUGCUGUUUAGAAGGUUCUGGAAGGUGGCAGCUCCUUAUUGGACUUCAGAUGACAAGGUGCAAGCAAGGUUGCAGUUUGCUGGUGUUUUUGCUCUCACUUUGGCUACCACUGGAAUCAGUGUUGGUUUCAGUUUCUUGGGGAGAGACUUUUUCAAUGCACUCGCAAACAAGGAUCAAGAGCAAUUCACAAAGCAACUACUUUACUACCUGUGUGGCUUUGCUGGAGGAAUCCCGUUUUUUGUAUUGAGAGAUUAUGCAAGAGAAACUCUUUCUUUGAGAUGGAGGUCUUGGAUGACAAGCUAUUACAUGGAUCGUUAUCUGAAGAAUCAGACUUUCUAUAAAAUUCAGUCACAGUCAAUCAUUGAUAAUCCAGACCAGCGAAUUGUUGAUGAUCUAAGUUCUUUCACUGGGACAUCCCUUGCUUUCUCCCUGACACUCUUUAAUUCUGCUGUAGACUUAAUCUCGUUCAGUAACAUUUUAUAUGGAAUCUAUCCUCCGCUCUUUGUUGUUCUUCUCGUAUACUCGAUUGGUGGGACAGCUAUCAGUGUUUUCCUUGGAAGGGGACUGGUGUCUUUAAAUUUCUUGCAAGAGAAAAAGGAAGCAGACUUUCGUUAUGGACUUGUACGUGUCAGAGAAAAUGCUGAAUCAAUUGCUUUCUAUAGUGGUGAAGAAAGUGAAAUGCAACUUCUUCUGCAGCGCUUCAGAAGUGCUUUUGAAAAUCUGACACAAUUGUUGAUUGCUUCUAGAAAUCUAGAGUUCUUCACCAAUGGCUACCGCUAUGUCAUUCAAGUUCUUCCUGCUGCUGUUGUUGCUCCCAUGUAUUUCUCAGGAAAAAUUGAGUUUGGUGUCAUCAAUCAGUCUGUAUCUGCUUUUAAUCAUAUCCUCAGUGACUUUUCCCUCAUUGUGUACCAGUUUCAAGCCAUAAGUGCUUUUUCUGCUGUUAUUAAUCGCUUAGGUGAAUUUGAUGAUGUAUUGGACAGAAGCAGCUCUAGAUCUCUCUCUGAUACUUUGGAAGGCAUACAUAUUACAUACAAAGAUUUUAGGACUUCAUCUGCUUUGGAAUCUAAUGGAUCCACUCCACCAGAAAAAUAUGCAACAUUACUAGAGAUAGAAAAUUUGAUUCUGAAGACACCAAGUGAAUCUACACUUAUUAGAGACCUGUCGUUGACAAUCAAGGAAAAGGAUAAUUUACUGGUAAUGGGGCCAAGUGGAAGUGGCAAGACUUCUUUGUUAAGAGCUUUGGCUGGUUUAUGGAGAACCGGAACUGGAAAGAUCAUAUACUAUAUAAAAGGUGAUGAACAUGGAAAAUAUCUAAGUAGAAAAUCCAGGAUUUUUUUCCUUCCUCAAAGGCCAUAUAUGGUUUUGGGUACUCUCCGUCAACAAUUACUUUAUCCAACUUGGGCUGAUGAUGUGGUUCCCAUGUCAGAUAGUACUGAACAAAAAAAUGUGCUUCCUUUCUUGACAAAUAUGUCCGACUCAGAUAAUAUGAAUGAUAAACCAACGAAGCCAACAACGGAUGAGCUAAUAAAGGUCUUAGAGGAUGUCCGUCUUGGAUAUUUAUUGGCUCGUUUCAGUUUGGAUUCAACACAUGAAUGGUCUAGUGUUCUUUCUCUGGGAGAGCAGCAACGCCUUGCAUUUGCUCGUCUUUUGCUUUCAAAGCCUCAAUUAGCUUUACUGGAUGAAUCUACAAGUGCACUUGAUGAAGCCAAUGAGGUUCAUUUGUACCGAAAGAUUGAAGCUGCAGGCAUCACUUACAUCAGCAUUGGGCAUCGGUCAACCUUAUAUGACUACCACAACAAGAUCUUACGCAUAUCCACAUUUGAUUCUAACAAUGAACAGCUAAAUUGGUGCCUUGAACCCACUGGAUCUGAAUCCUCUUUAAAUUUUACAAAGCUAUGAUUGUUGGGGGCUUCAGAAUUGAUUGCAAUGCUUUGAUGCUUACCAUCUUUAAGGGACAUGCCUGGUUCAAUUUUAUUGUACAAUAAUUUUGAUGUAUAUGGAUGUCAAUCUGUAGAUUUUCCCCUGCAACUAGCUGCUAUAACAUUCAAAUUUUAUGCACUGGUUGAUAGAAUCACUACUAGGAGAAUGUUGCUUUAAGUUUAGGAGGAUUGCUGUUUUCAUUUCAUAAAAUUUUGAAUGUAUCUUAAGAGUGAUUCUUGUGUUAAUUUAGUGUACCUAGUUCAGUCAAGAUAUGCUAAAGGCGUCUGGAAGAACUCAUGAAGAACUUGCUAAUAAUUUAUAACUUAUUUUCCCUUUAUUUCAGUAAGCUUUGUUAUAUCAAAAUAAGUUGUUUUCAACUUAUUCUCAAAAUUUAGUCAAAUUUAUGAUAUAAGCUUUCGUAU
Abrus precatorius (Indian licorice) is the source of this 2841-nucleotide messenger RNA. RefSeq names its product ABC transporter D family member 2, chloroplastic. Gene Ontology annotation, molecular function: ATP binding; ATP hydrolysis activity; ABC-type transporter activity. Lineage: Eukaryota; Viridiplantae; Streptophyta; Magnoliopsida; Fabales; Fabaceae. Gene Ontology annotation, biological process: transmembrane transport. The transcript is spliced from 11 exons. The coding region runs from base 197 to 2398 and encodes 733 amino acids. The record is from RefSeq and is a predicted model, not a curated record. Gene Ontology annotation, cellular component: membrane.